AUGGCCCUGUGGUUUCGUCGCCUUCUCCCUCGAAAGGGCCGGGGCUCUUCGCGACCAGUAAACGACCCCGACGCAGCUCCUCCAAAACAGACGUCACCAAAUUCAAGCGUCACUGAAUUGACUCACCAUUCACAGCAUGUACAGGACGGGCGCAAGUCGCGAAGAACCAGGGAGGAGAUUGCCGACCUGAAUGCGAAAUACGCCUCGAGAAUAGGUAUGCCUAACAGCUCACAGUACCAACUGAUGGUGGCUGGGGAUCCAUACCGGGUUCUCAACUGCCCCCAGCUCAUGGGGGGGAAGGUCGAGGCGCGCCGGUUUUGUGCCAAAUACAACCUAGAUGACCAAGUUUUGGAAGACCAAAGUGACAUGCCCUUGGAUGAUGUAUUCAAGGAACUGCGCAAGGCUCGUGAGGCGAUGCUGCGCUCAAUCAUCGGUCGUGUUGGACAAGGGCCUGUCAUUGAGCCACCAUUCCACUUCAGCUACGGUUGCAAUAUUGUCCUCGGAGACAAGUUUUACGCCAACGUCAACCUUCGAAUCAUGGAUAGUGCGCUGGUAGUAAUUGGUAAUAACGUGCUCAUCGGGCCCAAUGUCACUAUUGUGACCGACCUCCAUAACAAGGACCUCGAGACUCGCAGAAACGUUUACAGCAGCCCGGUGGUCAUUGAAGACGACUGCUGGAUCGCAGCCAACUCGGUUAUUCUACCGGGCGUAACCAUUGGAAAGGGCUCGGUGAUUGGAGCUGGAUCGGUCGUGGCCAGAGACAUUUCUCCCGGGUCCGUCGCGAUGGGCACUCCUGCCCGAGCGCAAGGGCAUCGUCCCGGGCUAUACUGA
Messenger RNA from Talaromyces rugulosus, 831 nucleotides. RefSeq lists its product as uncharacterized. Lineage: Eukaryota; Fungi; Ascomycota; Eurotiomycetes; Eurotiales; Trichocomaceae. The record is from RefSeq and is a predicted model, not a curated record. Gene Ontology annotation, molecular function: acetyltransferase activity. The transcript is spliced from 3 exons. The coding region runs from base 1 to 831 and encodes 276 amino acids.